GCAUCAACAACCAUGUAUUUUGUUCAAUUUGUAUCGAUUUGUGGUUGAAGAAUAAUAGCCAAUGUCCAGCCUGCAGAGUCCCCAUCACUCCCGAAAAUCCUUGCAAAGAGAUUAUUGCUUCUCUUCAUAUCCCUUCUCCUGCCUUCAUUCAUUCACAUUUAAGUGACGUUUCAUAAAUUCUCUCAAGUAAAAUAGUUCAUCCGUCCUUGCAUUUGGAUAGAACAUCCUGAAAAAGAACAUCUGUAAAUACCUUUGCUAUCAUUUUAAGAAGGUAACCACAGCGUAAGUGAAGACCUUUCAGGAAGAAUACAUUUUGAGCGUGUUUGUAAUGAGUUAUGGACAUGAACUUAAUGCUGUGAUUUACAGUCCAUCUCCAUCGUAACUGGGUUCAGUGAAAAGACACAUUGAUCGUUUCAAUUAUGUUACUAGUAACUAGGAUCGAAGUACAGAAAAGGCCUAGAUGGCAGCCCCAAGUGAAUAUAAGGGAAAAGGAGGAACAAGUGAAAGUGAACCUAUGCUAAGCCAUACAGUCAGGAAGCACCUCCGGAAAACUAGACUUGAAUUACUCCACAAAGAAUAUGAGGAUGAAAUAGAUUGUCUGCAGAAAGAGAUAGAAGAACUUAAGAGUAAAAAUCUUAGCUUGGAGUCACAGAUCAAGACUAUUCUGGAUCCUUUAACCUUGAUGCAAGGCAACCAAAAUGAAGAUAAACAUCCAGUCGCAGAUAAUCUAAGUAAAGUUGACCCAGAAACUGUAGCAGAGUGGAAGAAAAAACUUAGAACAGCUAAUGAAAUCUAUGAAAAAGUGAAAGAUGAUGUGGAUAAGUUAAAGGAGGCAAAUAAAAAAUUAAAAUUGGAAAAUGGUGGCCUGGUAAGGGAGAAUUUACGACUGAAAGCUGAAGUUGAUAACAGAUCACCCCAGAAGUUUGGAAGGUUUACCGUAGCUGCUCUUCAGUCCAAAGUAGAGCAGUAUGAACGUGAAACCAAUCGCCUCAAGAAAGCCCUGGAACGAAGUGAUAAGUAUAUAGAGGAAUUAGAAUCUCAAAUUACACAGCUAAAAAAUUCAAGUGAUGAGAAGGAAGCUCGGAAUUCCAUUUGCCAGAGAGCACUUUCUACAGAUGGCAAGGGGAACACAGGCAGCGAGGAGGACAUGGCGUCCAAGAAUCAAGGUGAUGGUGCCAGGAAGCAGCUUGGCUCAUCCACCUCGAGUUCUCACCUGGCAAAACCUUCUAGCAGUUCUGCCAGGCAGGAAAGCACCAACAAAACAGAACCCAGUUGUUGUAAAAACAAAGACCUAUAUCAGAAACGGGCGGAAAUAAUGUUAGAUGUGACCGAUACAAGUAUGGAUACUUAUUUGGAAAGAGAGUGGGGCGGGAAGCCGAGCGAUUGUGUAGCCUACAAAGAUGAAGAGCUCUAUGAUCUUCCAGCCCCCUGCACUCCUUUGUCCCUUAGCUGCCUUCAGCUCAGUACGCCAGAAAAUAGAGAGAGCUCUGUGGUCAAAGCAGGUGUUUCCAAAAAGCACCCAAACCAUCUCAGAAAAUUGGUGUUUGAUGAUUUUUGUGAUUCUCCUGGUGUUUCUAAUAAAGAUUCUUCAGAAGAUGAUAGAAGUGAAAGUGAAAAGAAAUCAGAAUGUUUUACUUCCCCAAAGACAGGGUUUUGGGAUUGUUGUUCCACAAGCUACACCCCCAGCUUGGAUUUUGAAAGCUCAGAGGGGAACACCAUAGCAAAUUCUGUUGGAGAAAUUUCUUCAAAAUUGAGUGAGAAAUCAGGCUCGUGUUUAUCCAAGAGGUUGAAUUCUAUCCGCUCUUUUGAAAUGAAUCGGACAAGAACAUCCAGCGAAGCAUCAAUGGACGCGGCUUACCUUGACAAAAUCUCGGAGUUGGAUUCGAUGAUGUCAGAGUCCGACAACAGCAAGAGCCCUUGUAAUAAUGGUUUUAAGUCACUGGACUUGGAUGGGUUAUCAAAGUCAUCCCAAGGCAGUGAAUUCCUUGAGGAACCAGAUAAGUUGGAAGAAAGAACUAAGCCACAUCUUUCCAAAGGCUCUCUAACUACUGAUCAGUUAGAAAAUGGAAAUGAAUGGAAAUCCAACUCUUUUUUUCUCCUCUCUCCAUCUGACCAAGAAAUGAACGAAGAUUUUUCACUCCAUCCCAGUUCGAACCCAGGAACUAAUGAAAUCAAACCCCCGAGCUGUUUGUUUCAGACUGAGUUUUCCCAGGGUGUUUUGUUAAGCAGUUCACACCGUCUGUUUGAAGAUCAAAGGUUUGGGUCAUCUUUGUUCAAGAUGUCCUCAGAGAUGCAUGGUCUCCAGAACCACCUUCAGUCUCCUUGGUCUACUUCCACUUCCUUUGUGCCUGAAAAGAGGAAUAAAAAUAUGAAUCAGUCAACAAAAAGAAAAAUCCAGAGCAGCCUUUCCAAUGCCAGCCCAUCCAAAGCAACUAAAAGUUGACUCAGAAGAGAGGCAUCAUUUCUGUUUUUGUCUUGAGAGGAAGAUAAGAUUUUAAAGUUAACUUUUUUCCCCUCAAAAGGUCUAUAUGAUUUGGAAUUGAUUAUCUUUAGUCAGGUGUCAAGUCAGAAUGGUGUACCCAGGAUACUUUUGUCCAUUUUGAAGAGUUUAGUUAUUUUCAUUUUCAUUUGGGAUCAUUUUGACCAGAAAAGGUAGGGAGAAGGUUUCUUUUCUUUCUUUCUUUUUUUUUUUUUUUCUUUUUAGGGCCGCACUCG
Messenger RNA from Phacochoerus africanus (Common warthog), 2715 nucleotides. It is a transcript of the gene OBI1, whose product is annotated as ORC ubiquitin ligase 1. Lineage: Eukaryota; Metazoa; Chordata; Mammalia; Artiodactyla; Suidae. The record is from RefSeq and is a predicted model, not a curated record. Gene Ontology annotation, molecular function: ubiquitin-protein transferase activity. Bases 461 to 2443 code for a protein of 660 amino acids. Gene Ontology annotation, biological process: regulation of DNA replication; protein monoubiquitination. The transcript is spliced from 7 exons.